AAAUAAGUUGAUUGAAAGAUAUGCAGUUAACUAGCCAAUUCAUUUUAAUUUUCUGAAAAUAAACAAGAGAUCAGUAGUUUGUCAAUUGUCACUAAGAGGUACGGACGCGAGGAAGAGGGAGAGAGUGGCAAAGCAGUGAAGACUUUUUGUCUCCACGAAGACGAAGACUUUUGGUUUUUUGACGCCUGGUGAUUUGGUAGUGGAGAAAUGGAAAGAAAAUGGACCCACAUGCAAAAAACGAAAAAGAAAAGAGAGAAAGUGUUACAGUUGUUGAUGCCCCUUUCCUCGGUCCUUCUGGUGGUUUUAAGGAAGUUAAGGGUAUCAGGGAGACUAUCUACUCAGCUCUUUAAUCUUUCCUUGCUUACUUUGCCUUCAAGCCAUUUCUGGGAUCGACCGGAUUCCAUUUUGUCUGCAGAUUCUUACAGGCAAGAUUUUGCUAGCCCACAAGGGAAUAACAUUUGUCCUUAUGGAUUGGAUCAAGAUCCUAGAAGGUUCUGGCCAUAAAAUCUCAGAAGUACAAUAUCACGGGACAGAUGGGGAUGGCAUAAUUUGGGGAGAGCCUUCAAUUUCAGAGCAGCAUGGUAGGAUGAAAUUCACACUUCAGGGUGCACCCACAGAUUUUGAUGAUCAAGAUAUCGCAGUUGCUAUUGUUCGUUCCAUUGAAGAUUAUGAAGCAGAGGAAGAUAAAAAACUGAAAAAGUUGGUUGAUAAUGAAUCUCAAUUAGAGGAAGAUGAACAACUUGCCAAAGCUCUUCAAGAGAGUUUGAAUAUGAAGUCUCCUCCUCGACGGGAUGCUCGAAAUAUACUUCAACCUUUGACAUUCUCCUCACUUGGUUUUAGGAUCUGUGCUCGGUGCAACCUUGAGAUUGGUCAUGAAAGACAUUUGAGGCGCAUGGGUGCUGUUUGGCAUCCAGAAUGUUUUCGUUGUCAUGCUUGUGGUCUUCGCAUUUUUGAUCUUGAGUUUUCUGUGUCUGGAAAUCGCCCUUAUCAUGAAUCAUGCUACAAGGAUCAAAAUCGUCCAAGAUGUAACGUUUGCAAGAACUUUAUUCCAUCAAAUGCAGCUGGAGAAACAGAGUAUAGGGCACAUCCUUUCUGGAUGCAAGAGUACUGUCCCUCACAUGAGCAUGAUGGAACUCCUCGGUGUUGUAGUUGUGAAAGAACAGAGGUAAGGGACAUUACGUAUCUAUCACUUGAUGAUGGUAGGAAACUAUGUCUGGAGUGCCUGGACUCUGCUAUCAUGGAUACACUAGAGUGCCAGCCUCUUUACCUUGAAAUACAAGAAUUUUAUGAGGGUUUGAAUAUGAAAGUGGAGCAGCAAAUCCCUCUUCUGUUGGUUGAGAGACAAGCACUAAAUGAGGCCAUGGCGGGAGAAAAGAGUGGACAUCACCUCUUGCCCGAGACUAGAGGACUCUGCCUCUCCGAAGAACGGACUGUUAGCACUAUCUCGAGGAGGCCUAUUAGUACAGGCAAUCGGAUUAUCAACAUGAUGACAGAACCUUGUAGGCUAGUCCGUCGAUGUGAAGUGACAGCAAUUCUUAUUUUGUAUGGGCUCCCGAGAUUGCUGACCGGGACGAUCCUGGCUCACGAGAUGAUGCAUGCAUGGCUCAAACUGAAAGGCUAUCGAAAUCUGAGUCCGGAUGUUGAAGAAGGCAUCUGCCAGGUGUUGGCUUAUAUGUGGUUGGAAUCAGAGAUACAUUCAAGCUCUGGUAACAAUGUUUCUUCAGCUUCAACGCCAUCAUCAUCAUCCACAUCAGAGAAGGGUGCACGGUCUCAGUUUGAAAAGAAACUCGGUGAGUUUUUUAAAGACCAGAUAGAGACAGAUAGUUCACCAGCUUAUGGGGACGGAUUUAGGGCUGGUAACCAAGCAGUGCUGCAGUACGGCCUCAAGAGUACCCUCGACCAUAUUCGGCUGACAGGAAGCUUUCCUUACUGAAAGUCGAUCAAUAACUCCCGCCCCAUUAUCUUCUAGUUUUACAGGACCUAGACCCACAUGAAUUAUAAACAUCACAUGAAGAAAUAAGCAGCUAAAUGUUGCUUCUCAUGACCAAUUGCUGAAUUUUCCGUACUGUGGGCACCACUAUUUUACUAUUUUGCCUAAUAAUUAUUAACAUGUAGUAAAAAAAAUUGGAAUAUAUGAUCAUAUGUGUUUUCCCUUUUUUGUUUGUGACAUGUCCUGUGUUCAAUUGUAAGAAGCUGAGGUGCUUGUAGCCUAGGAUUGCAUGCCAACUGGCUUUCUAAAUCUCUUUUCAAGAAACAGAGCUAGCUUUUUGUUGUUCUUCUUCUUUUUUCAAUUAAAAUCAACGGUAUUGGAAGCAUAA
Molecule: messenger RNA, 2318 nt
Organism: Vitis riparia (riverbank grape)
Lineage: Eukaryota; Viridiplantae; Streptophyta; Magnoliopsida; Vitales; Vitaceae
Product: protein DA1-related 1-like
Exons: 14
Coding region: 467-1933 (488 amino acids)
Molecular function (GO): ubiquitin binding
Source: RefSeq, a predicted model, not a curated record